This is a messenger RNA of Grosmannia clavigera kw1407, 819 nucleotides long. Its product is annotated as NADH-ubiquinone dehydrogenase. The record is from RefSeq and is a predicted model, not a curated record. The coding region runs from base 1 to 819 and encodes 272 amino acids. The transcript is spliced from 3 exons. NCBI's taxonomy places the organism in Eukaryota, Fungi, Ascomycota, Sordariomycetes, Ophiostomatales, Ophiostomataceae. Gene Ontology annotation, molecular function: NADH dehydrogenase activity.
AUGGCUGGCCGGCUCUCUCCAGCUGCUUUCCGGCUGGCUGUGCGGGCGGUGUGUGGGGCCUCGUCGCCGUCGGCCGUGGGGAUGGCAAAGGCCGGCGGAAAGCCCAUGCAGAUGCGGGCUCUCUCGGCUUCGGCGCGGCGGGCCAGCGCGACACUUCAGGUGCACCGCAACACGGCCGACAACAACCCCGACAUCCCGUUCCAGUUCUCGGCCGACAACAAGAAUGUGAUCCAGGAGAUCCUCAAGCGGUAUCCGCCGCAGUACAAGAAGGCGGCAGUGAUGCCGCUGCUGGACUUGGGCCAGCGGCAGCACGGAUUCACGAGCAUCAGCGUGAUGAACGAGGUGGCGCGGCUGCUGGAGAUGCCGCCGAUGCGCGUGUACGAGGUGGCAUCGUUCUACACAAUGUACAACCGCACGCCGGUUGGCAAGUACUUUGUGCAGGCAUGCACGACGACGCCAUGCCAGCUCGGCGGCUGUGGAAGCGAUGUGAUCGUCAAGGCCAUCAAGGAGCACCUGGGCAUCAAGCAGGGCGAGACGACGGCCGACGGUCUGUUCACGUUCAUCGAGGUCGAGUGCCUGGGUGCGUGCGUCAACGCGCCGAUGAUCCAGAUCAACGACCACUACUACGAGGACCUCACGCCCGAGACGGUCAAGUCGCUGCUCAGUGGCCUCAAGGCGGCCGCGCUCGACCCGUCUGGCAAGACGCCCGAGCCCAAGGUCGGCCCGACAACCGGCCGGCACUCGUGCGAGAACAGCGCCGGUCUGACAUCGCUGACGGACAAGCCGUGGGGUGUUGAGACUACGCGGAGCGAUCUCUGA